Triplophysa rosa is the source of this 2029-nucleotide messenger RNA. Its product is annotated as natural killer cell receptor 2B4-like. The record is from RefSeq and is a predicted model, not a curated record. Bases 448 to 906 code for a protein of 152 amino acids. NCBI's taxonomy places the organism in Eukaryota, Metazoa, Chordata, Actinopteri, Cypriniformes, Nemacheilidae. The transcript has 4 exons.
UUAUUCAGCUGCUGCAAAUUGAGUCCAUUGUUUUUAUGAAAAAAGUCUUACUAAAUAAGAUUUAAAGAGAUUAGUGACAUUUAGGACUGGGCUAUGUUAAACAAUGUCAUUUUCAGUUAUUUUUAUGAGAACAGACAGUGCAUCACACAUUGAGAUAUUAAAGAGACUACAGCACUCUCAUUUACUGCACUGACCUCCUCAGGUUUAUAUAGUUUAUUUUGAUCAAGUAAUUUUUUUAAUCAAUCAUUGGACAGAUUACUUUGGAGAUAUGAUUAAGUCAUUUUCUGUGUAUUUACGGCUUUGGAUUUUCUAUUGGGAUAACUCACAUUUCUUCUCUCAUGUUCAUCAGCUGGUCUGCCUGUUCCUGUCAUCAUCAGAAACUCUUCUCAAUGUUCUUCAUCAUCAGAAAGAUCUUCAGUGUCAAUAUGUGUGUUGUUGUGUUCUGUGAUGAAUGUGACACAUGUGAGUCUCUCCUGGUACAAAGGAAAGAGUUUAUUGUCCAGCAUCAGUGUGUCUGAUCUCAACAUCAGACUCUCUUUACCUCUGGAGGUGGAAUAUCAGGACACAAACACAUACAGAUGUGUCAUCAACAAUCCCAUCACAAACUACACACAACAUCUCAACAUCACUCAUGUCUGUCAGCCAUGUUCAGAUUCUUCCCGCACACAUAUAAUUCUCGCAGUAAUUAUAUCUGCAGUUCUGGCUGUACUUGCACUAGGUGUUAUCUACAUUCUCUGCAAGGAACGCAAAAGAGACCAGUUAGAAGGUAGAUUUGAACCACCUGAACAUACAGUGGAAACAUCAGAAGAGGAGGUGCAUUACGCUGAUACAAUGUUUUGUAAACAAAAUCCACAAGAAAAGAGACUGUGUGAAUCAGAAACAAUAUACUCUAGCGUGAUGACAUGAAUCAGUCGGCUGUGAAUCAGUGACAAGCUCCAGUAUUUAAUUUCAGAUGCAUUUGUCUACAUUAAAAACACUGGAUUGUGAGGUUUUUGUUCUUGAAUGUAUUUUCUUUAGGUUUAACGAAGUGCUUUGUAUUCUUUGAGCCUGAAGCAGUCUUUGUAGCAAAGAAGCUCAAGGGAAUUUUUCAACUGAAGUCAUUUAAGUAUUUUUCAUUUUGUUAUUUGCAUAUACACACAAAUGUUAAAUCACAAAAACCAUUUGGGUAAGUCCACCAUAGCAUUAUGGUCUUUGAUUUCAUCACGCUAAGUUUUUGAUGUUAUAUUUAUUUCACCUUUUUUCAUUUUUAUUUUGCAUUUCAACUCAAAUGUUACAAUGUGAACUUGACCUAUAGACACACUGGAGUCUAAAGCCUUUUAAAGCCAAACACGAUUUUGAUCAAUAUGUUUAGUCCCUUUCAACAUUUGUUAUGUCCUCUGUUGAUCCAUUUAUUAUAUUUCUAUUCUGAGGAUAACUGGCUUGUACAGAAAGCCACAAGAACCCACCCCGACUGAAUUUCUGCAGAGCAUCAUAUCACAUUACACUCGCUUUUCUGCAUCUGCUGAUAUUCAAUACGACUCUGUUAUCUGUGUCUCUCCUUUUAUUCUUUGUAAAUCUGCUCCGUUCUCUAUACCAUUUCAUUAUUUUAUUGCAAUUUUGAAGCAGCAUUUGUUUGCUGCAUGUGAAUAAUGUAUAUGUAAUUGUAAAUGUGAACAGUUUUUUUUCUCUCUGAUGAAGGAAAACAUUAACUUUUUUAGUUUGCAGUGUUUUCUAUGCUAUAAAUUGUGCAUGAAACGACUAUUGCCAUCAUCCGUCCAUAUUAAUGAAUGUCACCAGUGUGAUGAUGACUAAACUAUUAAAGUUUCUUAUACAAAUCUCUGAAAGAGUUUGUUUUUUACAUUUAGACAUUAUAAACAAGUCAUACCAGCUGGUGGACAAUGUCAUCAUAAAUUUCCCUUUUGUGUUCCACAGAAGAAGUAAGUCACAAUGCAAGGAAGAGAAAAUGACCUUCAAUUCCAAAACGAUGUGUAAAUACUGGAGAAACAGCACAGCCUGCUGUUGAAAGGCAGAAACAACCCAUUAAAAACCC